GGAAUGGCACUCAGGGCAAAGGCAGAGGUGUGCAUGGCAGUGCCCUGGCUGUCCCUGCAAGGGGCACGGGCACUGGGCACCAGAGCCGCUCAGGCCCGCAGGACGGUGCUGCCCUUCGAAGCCAUGCCCCAGCGUCCAGGCAACAGGUGGCUGAGGCUGCUGCAGAUAUGGAGGGAGCAGGGCUAUGAGCACCUGCACCUGGAGCUGCACCAGACCUUCCAGGAGCUGGGGCCCAUUUUCAGGUCCGAGUCGGGAGGACCACGCACGGUGUGGGUGAUGCUGCCGGAGGAUGUGGAGAGGCUGCAGCAGGUGGACAGCCUGCACCCCCGCCGGAUGAGCCUGGAGCCCUGGGUGGCCUACAGACAACACCGUGGGCACAAAUGCGGCGUGUUCUUGCUGAACGGGCCUGAAUGGCGCUUCAACCGGUUGCGGCUGAACCCGGAUGUGCUGUCACCCAGGGCCGUGCAGAGGUUCCUCCCGAUGGUGGAUUCGGUGGCCAGGGACUUCUCCCAGGCCCUCAGGAACAAGGUGCUGCAGAACACCCGGGGGAGCCUGACCCUGGACGUCCAGUCCAGCAUCUUCCACUACACCAUAGAAGCCAGCAACUUAGCCCUUUUUGGAGAGCGGCUGGGCCUGGUUGGCCACAGCCCCAGCUCUGCCAGCCUGAACUUCCUCCGUGCCCUGGAGGUCAUGCUCAAAUCCACCGUCCAGCUCAUGUUCAUGCCCAGGAGCCUGUCUCGCUGGACCAGCCCCAAGGUGUGGAAGGAGCACUUUGAGGCCUGGGACUGCAUCUUCCAGUACGGCGACAACUGUAUCCAGAAAAUCUAUCAGGAACUGGCCUUCAGCCGCCCUCAGCACUACACGGGCAUUGUGGCGGAGCUCCUGUUGAAUGCGGAACUGUCACUAGACGCCAUCAAGGCCAAUUCCAUGGAACUCACCGCAGGGAGUGUGGACACGACGGUGUUUCCCUUGCUGAUGACGCUCUUUGAGCUGGCUCGGAACCCCGACGUGCAGCAGGCCCUGCGCCAGGAGAGCCUGGCCGCCGCGGCCAGCAUCAGUGAACAUCCCCAGAAGGCAACCACCGAGCUGCCCCUGCUGCGGGCGGCUAUCAAGGAGAGCUUGAGGCUCUACCCUGUGGGGCCCUUUGUGGAGCGAGUGGUGAGCUCAGACUUGGUGCUGCAGAACUACCACAUCCCCGCUGGGACACUGGUGCAGGUUUUCCUCUACUCGCUGGGUCGCAAUGCCGCCUUGUUCCCAAGCCCUGAGCGCUACAACCCCCAGCGCUGGCUAGACAUCAGGGGCUCUGGCAGGAACUUCCAUCAUGUACCCUUCGGUUUUGGCAUGCGCCAGUGCCUGGGAAGGCGCCUGGCAGAGACAGAGAUGCUGCUGCUGCUGCACCACGUGCUGAAACACUUCCAGGUGGAGACACUAACCCAAGAGGACAUAAAGAUGGCCUACAGCUUCAUACUGAGGCCCAGCACGUACCCUCUCCUCACCUUCAGGGCUCUGCACCCAGGGUCCCAGCCUGGCCACCAGCCUCCCUCUGCCUGA
This is a messenger RNA of Saimiri boliviensis boliviensis (Bolivian squirrel monkey), 1551 nucleotides long. Its product is annotated as cytochrome P450 11B2, mitochondrial. NCBI's taxonomy places the organism in Eukaryota, Metazoa, Chordata, Mammalia, Primates, Cebidae. Gene Ontology annotation, cellular component: mitochondrion; mitochondrial inner membrane. Gene Ontology annotation, biological process: glucocorticoid biosynthetic process; aldosterone biosynthetic process; cortisol metabolic process. Gene Ontology annotation, molecular function: corticosterone 18-monooxygenase activity; heme binding; steroid 11-beta-monooxygenase activity. The record is from RefSeq and is a predicted model, not a curated record.